GUUUGGAGUUCAUACUAACACAAAUACAUGUCUGUGUUCUUAUGUAAACCAUUUUAAAUGAACUGAUUAUAACAUUUUAUUUUUUUACAGGUGUGAAGAGUGAUGGAAUAGUACUUUCAUUCGACUUCAUGAACUGAAAUGUGUCGCGCAUUAUGAAAUAAAUCUGGCCAAUCACAUUUCUCCCAGCCAUUGGAACAUGUCUGUACUGACAGAUUUUGAGGGUGCCCCUCUUCAGCUAGGAGGAAUUGAUUGCGGGGUAUUCAUGUUGAGGUAUGCACUCCAUGUUACGCUCUCAAAGCCAUUUGAUUUUGCUGUGUCUGACAUGCCUAUAAUCAGGAAGUGGUGGUGCUAUCAGUUAAUUCAGACAUUUCCUCUGACAAGUCAAGUCCAACAACUAGUCACCCAGGAACAAGAACUACCAAAUCCAGAAGACAUGGAAGUCACUCCACCUGAGUCAGAAAUCAUGGAGAUCACCCCAACACCAGGAAUCUAUGACUCAGCUGUGAUGAAAAACAUUCAGCUGGCCUGUAAGUGGGUGGAGGAGAACCAACACCACUUUGCUGGGAAGAUUGAACUGCCAAAGAUCUUAAGGAUGAAGGAGGAUGAUGCCUUGUUGGCUAUCGCAAUGCGAGACUUGUUCAUAAACACCAUGUUUUAUGAAGGUGAAAGGGAUGAAGAACAAAUUCGGGCUCCCUUCCUUUUCACUUUUCAGAGAGUAGAGGACAAGGAAUUAUUCUUGCAGGAAAUACGAGACAAAAGAGAUAUCAGUGUGUCUUGUUUACACAACCCUAAUUUGUGA
Sinocyclocheilus grahami is the source of this 799-nucleotide messenger RNA. RefSeq lists its product as uncharacterized. The record is from RefSeq and is a predicted model, not a curated record. NCBI's taxonomy places the organism in Eukaryota, Metazoa, Chordata, Actinopteri, Cypriniformes, Cyprinidae. Bases 197 to 799 code for a protein of 200 amino acids. The transcript is spliced from 7 exons.